Messenger RNA from Corythoichthys intestinalis (scribbled pipefish), 798 nucleotides. RefSeq names its product complement C1q tumor necrosis factor-related protein 3-like. Gene Ontology annotation, molecular function: protein binding. NCBI's taxonomy places the organism in Eukaryota, Metazoa, Chordata, Actinopteri, Syngnathiformes, Syngnathidae. The transcript is spliced from 3 exons. The record is from RefSeq and is a predicted model, not a curated record. Bases 183 to 761 code for a protein of 192 amino acids.
CUAUUCCCUCUUGCGUGCUACUGAAGGUGCUAGCAAACAUUUUGGUGAGGCUCGCCAAUGUUUGUCUGCAAAUGAUUGUGAACAAAGUCCAUGUUUUGAACAAACUUUGCCGGGACAUCUAGCCCAAACAAAGUUCAAGUGUUCAAAUAACGGCGAGAAUCUGUCACGGCGUCAUUUUAAAGAUGGUGUUCUCGCGUUUCACCCUCACAACGGCUUUGCUAAUCGCCUGCGCCGUCGGCGGGCUCCGGGCUCAGCUGUUUUUCGUCGACCAGCCAGAACGGGACACAAACGUGCUCCUGUACCAGCUGUCAGCGCGUGUGGAGAAGCUGGAGAAGGACGCCGUUGAAGCAGCCAAAGCGCCGGUGUCCUUUGCGGCGGCGCUGGUCACCACGACGGAGUGGACCCACCUGGGUCCCUUCAACACAGACACUACCCUGAUCUUCAAGAGAGUGAUCACCAACUUGGGGAACGGCUACGACGCCAACACAGGUAUCUUCACAGCCCCCGUCAGAGGUCUCUACUUCAUCCUCCUGAACGCCAACGUGGGGAGCUCGGGGAGCAUGAACGCGGCGGUGAUCAAGAACGGGGAGAACAUGUUCGCCGUCUACGACACUAAGGGCACGGUCAGCGGCGUCAGCAACGGGAUGCCCCUGGUCCUGGAAGCGGGAGACAAGCUGUGGGUCACCUUGUGGGCCAACAAGAGCGUCUUCGACCAGAGCCGACUCACCACCUUUAGCGGCUUCCUUAUUAAAUCCAUGUGAAGACAACCAUUACAGAAUAAAAAAACAUGCUAAAGCA